Syzygium oleosum is the source of this 955-nucleotide messenger RNA. Its product is annotated as profilin-2. NCBI's taxonomy places the organism in Eukaryota, Viridiplantae, Streptophyta, Magnoliopsida, Myrtales, Myrtaceae. The transcript has 3 exons. Gene Ontology annotation, molecular function: actin monomer binding. The record is from RefSeq and is a predicted model, not a curated record. Bases 304 to 705 code for a protein of 133 amino acids. Gene Ontology annotation, cellular component: cell cortex.
CCUAAUUAAAGACAAUCUGAAGAGGAAAGAGAGAGAGAGAAACGGAGGGUCCUCCGUCCAAGCUCCGAACGUCAAGGGCGGACGUGAGAAAUCGCCGCCCCAACGGGCGGUGGAGAGAGCAUCAAUCCCACGCCACUCACAUCCGCUUCUCUCUCUCUCUAUCUCUAGCUCUAGCUCUGCAAAUUCAAAGCCCGAAGCUCUUCCCCCACUUCCCGAAUCAAAAGACGAAAGUGGAAGCGUGACCUGAUUCUUGUAGAGAGUGAGAUUUGAGCGAGAGCGCGCGCACGCACGUACACACACACCAUGUCGUGGCAAACCUACGUCGACGAUCACCUCAUGUGCGACAUCGACGGCCAGGGCCAGCACCUCUCCGCCGCCGCCAUCGUUGGCCUCGACGGCAGCGUCUGGGCUCAGAGCUCCACUUUCCCCCAGUUCAAGGCUCCAGAGAUUGCUGGCAUUCUGAAAGAUUUCGAGGAACCGGGUCAUCUCGCCCCGACAGGUUUGCAUCUUGGCGGCACCAAGUACAUGGUUAUUCAGGGGGAGCCCGGCGUCGUCAUUCGCGGGAAGAAGGGAUCUGGAGGCAUUACAAUCAAGAAAACCGGGCAAGCUCUAGUUUUCGGGGUCUACGAGGAACCUGUGACUCCAGGACAGUGCAACAUGAUCGUCGAGAGGCUCGGAGAUUACCUGAUCGAUCAGGGCCUGUAGGCCUCUGCUCAACUCCAUCCAUCCGGUAUCCCGGUCCGCGGUCUAGCUUUUUGGCUCAUCUUCCGCAUCUGAGUUUGCGCAUCCUGGAUCAACAAGUUGCGCGAAAUGACCGUGUGGCCGUAAGGUAUUUCGUUCCCCGGGUGUUCUUGGCUUGUUUCCCUUGAUUUUCACAUACGACACUUCAUAUAUUGUAUCAACCUUUUCCUCUUUGGGGUUUACGGUGCUGGCAAUAGAUUUUCAAGUUUUGACU